Toxorhynchites rutilus septentrionalis is the source of this 1095-nucleotide messenger RNA. RefSeq lists its product as uncharacterized. NCBI's taxonomy places the organism in Eukaryota, Metazoa, Arthropoda, Insecta, Diptera, Culicidae. The coding region runs from base 1 to 1095 and encodes 364 amino acids. The transcript is spliced from 3 exons. The record is from RefSeq and is a predicted model, not a curated record.
AUGUCAUACCCUAAAGACAUUUCGCAAUGGUGCUUCUAUUUCCACCAUUGCUGCUGUGUGCUGAUGGCAUUGUAUCCGUUCAAGUACGAACGCACCAAAAACUGUUUCCACCUGAGCAUUCCACUGCUUAUUGCUUCAAUCAUCACUAAAAUGAUAAAAUUGUUAUUGAACCUGUUCGCGAUGGGAUUUUUCUCGAACAGCAAAAAUACAUUGCAAUUCCAGCUACUGCCAACUUCCUUCAGUUUUAUCGUCGACCUUAUAUCCUGGAUUCGAGUCCUAAUGCUGUUGAUCACUCAUCUGAUCGGAUUGAAGGAGUACGCAUCACUACUGAAUUAUAAUGUUUCCCUGACGAGACGCCUGCUGAAGCAUUUCCCAGAUGUUAAGUUGAAGGAGAGCCUGAUCUACCAGAAAUUGUUUCCCCUAAGAGUGUGCAUGGUGAUUAAUACCUUCUUUUACAUAAUCAAAUCCCCGAUUAGUGAAAAGUUUGAAAAAAUCAAUAUGAUUUGCAAUGUUUCUACAUAUUUGAGUGGAUUUUUUCUAACGGAUCAGUUUAUUUGUCAGCUUGAAACUAUUGAGAGGUGUAUCGAAAUUUUGAAUGAUCGCAUAAAAAUUGUGCACUACAAGCUAUGCUUCAUGCAUGCUGGAUACAAUGAAGUGGAUUAUUGUGAGGAUAUCAAUCAAAUCGCGAUUGCUCACUCAAAAAUUUACGGACACUUCCAGUCCAUCCUAGGAUUUUAUUCGAUACAUAUGUUCCUAUGGCUUCUAAUCGUCUGCGGAUGUAUCUUGUUGAUGAUAUUCCAACAGUUUUGUUACUUGUAUUACCACCUCGGAAAAAAUCAGUUUUUGGCGAAACUUAAUUCUAUUGUGCUGCUUAUGUUUUUAUGCAUGGAAACAUUGCUUGUCGUCUACAAAUCCAUCGCAAUUCCUUUGAAGCAAAAGAUUCUUCAGAACAUUGUGCAAAAAUUGGCAUUUCACAAAUUUAGGGAUGAUCGUCUGCGACGAAUAGUGGGUCAUCAAAUCAAAAUGGUUUGUAGCAAAAAUCAUUAUUUUCUUACUGUCGAAGGUCCUGCUGCUGUUAAUCCAGAUAAAGCAUGA